CAGGAACUCCCGAACUUCCAUCCCUUCGUGUGGUUGCCGUCCCUGUACAUCAACGAUCGCCAUUCAGAGUGCCAUGAUGCUGCAGAUGUCGUCGUCAUGCGCGAAGGGUCCUUAGGCCGUUUUGCGCCCACAGUUCAUGGACACCUUUUCUUCGGUUUGCUGGCCCAAAUGGUGCCAAGCUCCGGCUGGAACUCGGCUACACCUUGGCGCUUGCGGCUGCUACCUUACAGCCGCGAGCGCCUGAGCUACCAACGUUUGGCAGCGCACCGCGCGGCAGUUUUCGUCCCGGCGGUGUGGUAUGGCAAGCUGACCUUCAAAGACCUCAUUACCAUGGAGAUACCUCUUUUCAUGCCCGAUCUGCAUCUGCAGGAGUCUAUCUCUGCCAGACAUCCGCUUUGGGGCUGCGGCCGCUGGGAAUUGGGGCGCAUCUUUUGCACAAGUGUGCGUGUAUCACAUCGACUGCCGCAAUCCUCGUUCUUCCGCCAUCCACACGUGCAGCGGUUCAGAAGUGCCGUGGAUUUGGUCUACCAGCUCGCGUCCCUGGAUUGCUUUGCCCUGGAGAAGAUCAGUGCACAGAUGAAGACUUGGAAUGCCAUGCUGCUCAAGGAGGACUUGGACUUUUGGAGCGGGGCGCUGCAGGCGCUUGCAACUCCAAAAGCAGCUGCCCCGAGCGAGGUGGAGUUUUCCUUGCCGGAAUUGCCUUCUCCGGAUUGCGGAGAUCCAUUGGCGGCACAUUGUAGCGGCCUGAAGGACUCCGAAGGCGAGCUCACCGAGGAGGCCUGCUGUGCAGAGGCUUCCGCCACCUCCUGGCGCGCCAGGAAACUGCAGGAGGCGGUCCUAGCACCAGGUUCGGACAGAUCAGCUCCUGUAUGCCAUGCACCUUCUGCACGACAUGCCGCUGUGAUCGCCUCGAGGACGUGUUCAGCACCUCGUGCCAACGCAGGGCUUGGCGCCGUGUAUCCCCUUCGAGGCUUUCCCAAAGGGCACAAGGACGGACAUCGAACUUUGCGUCAAGAGACUGCUUCCAUAAUCUUUCGACGUCUGAGGUCAGACGCGCGGUGCGGCCAGCACCCUCAGCUGAUGAUUCAAGACCAAGACCAAAGGAAGCGGCAAGGUCGUCGAAAGCUUCAGCUUCUGUGCAGCAUGCGCAGGAGUUGCAUCAGCUGGACGAGCGAACAGCCAGCAGCGAAGUCACCAAAGAUGGAUUGGCUGCUAUUGGCUGAGGGCGUGCUCAACUGGUCGUUUUCCACGCCCCUUGAGCACAAGAUGGCUGCGAGAGGCAGAGAGGAGAUCCCAAGCUGCCUUCGUCGCUCGCUGGCGCUGGCGCCGCUGCUUUUUGGCCCACUGGGCCCGUCGGAGGUCAGAGCUGAGGGGCUGCGAGUGGCAGGCUCUGAGAAGCUCAUGCCACGGAUCGGGUACGGCACCUGCUGUCGCCCCACCAGCCGCGGGGAGCCGCUGAUUCAAGGGGUCAAGGCCUACUUGGCAGCUGGGGGAAGGCUGAUUGACACAGCGCAGGUCUAUGGCAACCACCUGGACAUUGCUGAGGCUAUCCGCCAGAGUGGAGUUCCCCGUGACGAGCUUUGGGUCACCUCGAAGGUGAAGGUGCAGAAUUGCUACACACCCAAGGAUGUGGUCCAGGCCGUUGCCACCAGCCUUGAACAGCUGGAUCUCAGCUACUUGGACCUCAUGCUGCUGCACGGGGGCGAUGGCUGGGGCAUCGAUCCACGCCGGGACCUGCGCCUCUGGCGUGGCCUUCAGGAUGCCCAGCAGGCUGGGACAGUGCACAGCAUCGGCUUGUCCAACCACAACCAGGAGGAGAUUGAGCGGUUGAUCUCCAAGACUGGUGUGAAGCCGGCGGUGAACCAACUGGAGUUUCAUCCUUGGGUUCCGGAAGAGACGAAGGACUUGGUGAAGUGGUGCCAGAACACUGGCAUCGUUGUGACAGCCUACGGAUCACUAGGUGGCUCCUCCAACCAAGCCCGGGGAGAGGUUGUGUCACAAGUGGCGAAGAAGUAUGGCAAGACGAAUGCGCAGGUGCUGCUGCGUUGGGCCCUGGACCAGCAGGUGGCGGUGAUCCCCGGCGCCAGCUCGGAGCAGCACAUCCGAGAAGACUUGGACCUGGAAGGCUUCCAGCUGAGUCCCCAGGACCUCGCCCAGCUCACGGCCGCGGAGAUGCCUCCGAGGUUUACCCGCUGGCGAAACUGCAACCAGGGCUGCGCCGCCUGACGCAGUGAACGGCCAGCCGGUGCCCAAUCUUCAAUCAUGGACAGGGGGGCCUUGUCAGUCUUCCGAAGCCCUCCUCUCCGCUUUCGUGCUGGUCGGAAGAAGUUUAAAUGGAGAGACAGUUGGAUGAGUCCUUGGAAUGUGGAGCAUGCAUACCUUAGCUGUAGCUUAAGCGCGCGCAGAGGAAAGCGGCUGCGCAGGUGCGGCACGAGCGACGCAUGAGCGACGAAAUAUGGAGGGGUGCACCUGCCUGCUCGGAGAUUAGCUGGGAUUGUCAAGCUGAGCUGUAAGAUGACUCAAAUAGAUGGAUA
Messenger RNA from Effrenium voratum, 2534 nucleotides. Lineage: Eukaryota; Dinophyceae; Suessiales; Symbiodiniaceae. The record is from the annotation of a GenBank genome assembly.